CAUUUGGAUGCCCUUAUUCUCAUCUCAAUAUGAACAAAGACACUGCUCUGCAAGACAGAUUAGAUCCUCCGAGGAAUCUAAGCGACAAUGUCGUAGACUUGUUACGCAAGAAUACCGAUAUGGGUGGGACGAUCGAAGCAUUGAGAAGGUGUCCCACGCCUGGUUGCGACGGUAGCGGACACAUCGAUGGACGAUAUUCUGUCCAUCAUAGAGUUUCGGGAUGCCCUUUAGCUCAGAGUCAAGCGGAUAUUGCUAACGGAGAUAAGGAUGAUAGUCGAGAUUCCGAUUAUACUAAGUCUUCCAUAAGACUUAAUUCUGGGAGGGGGAGGAAAAGGUAAGAACAAUAAAAACAGAAUAUGUGA
Molecule: messenger RNA, 362 nt
Organism: Centruroides sculpturatus (bark scorpion)
Lineage: Eukaryota; Metazoa; Arthropoda; Arachnida; Scorpiones; Buthidae
Product: myelin transcription factor 1-like
Exons: 2
Coding region: 30-338 (102 amino acids)
Biological process (GO): regulation of DNA-templated transcription
Cellular component (GO): nucleus
Molecular function (GO): zinc ion binding
Source: RefSeq, a predicted model, not a curated record